UAUGGGAGCAGAGUACCGAAACCUUGGCCCGCUUGCUUAAAGGCUUGUAGUUAGACUCGAACUAAAUAGACUCGUAUCAACAGGUCAACAGACUCGUAAUAAAUAGAUUCAUAGAUAAACUUGUAAUCAGACUUGUAUUGGACUUCAUCGACGUGUAGGCGAAUCAAACUCACAGGGAUGGGCUUGAUCAGUGACAAGCCAUACCCAGACUGGAGUUCUUCGCUUUACCCCUCGGAUAUGACGAAGCCACUUUGUACACAAUCGAGCGCGAAGCGAGAUCGAUUCUCAGUACACUGACUUUGGUGACAAUGGAUCCCUAUCAUGAUGUGAAGAAAGAAGUCGAAAGCAACCUCGAGCAGGUUCGAAAUCUGGCCGCCUCAUACCGGCGUCUACAACAGCGUAUCUCGGGAAUGAGCACAACGGGGCAGAGGAACAUCUUGCUAGAGGCACAUCAAGACUUGGAGAAACAGCUACAUAGCUUGUUGACAGAUGUCGAAGACCUCGAGGCUAGCGUGCUCGCUGUCGAACAGGCUGGGGAUCGAUGGAGUAUUGCUGAGCACGAGGUGAAGGCACGGAGACGGUUUCUUGAGACCGUGAAAGCGGAGGUACAAGCUAUCCAAGGAGAUUCUUCGACAGACGAGAGCCAGCCAAAUGACCCUCUACAGGCGUCACCAAGCAAUGGCGGAUACUCUCGAUUCGAAGAUAUAGAACUAGGUGGCAGUCCGAACAAGCUGAGGGGGUAUAGUGACGUAGCAGACGAGAGAAGGCGAACUUCAGAUGAAGUAGGCCAAUAUGAGAUGGAACAGCAGCAGAUGAUGAUACGGCAACAAGAUAGCACAAUAGGCGUCAUAUCCGGUACCAUCGCUACUCUGGCCGGGCAAGCGGGUCUGAUCGGAAGGGAGGUUUUGGAGCAGAAUGAAAUGUUGGAUGAUCUUUCUCUCCGGAUCGACGCCACGGACUCGAAGCUCACAGCAGCGAACAAACGGCUGAAAGCGUUUAUCAGGGCAAACGAAGAGACCAAGUCGACAUAUUGCAUCUUCAUCCUGAUCAUCAUACUCGUCAUCUUGCUGCUAUUGGUCAUCUUGACCUGAUAAGAUUCGGGUGUAAACCCAUGUGUAAAGGAAUGGCAAAAUAACCACAUAUACCCUCGCGCGCCUCUCCUAUCGGAAUCGUCACGUAUUAUAGGU
This is a messenger RNA of Filobasidium floriforme, 1187 nucleotides long. Its product is annotated as syntaxin 6, N-terminal-domain-containing protein. The record is from RefSeq and is a predicted model, not a curated record. Bases 309 to 1091 code for a protein of 260 amino acids. The transcript is spliced from 7 exons. Gene Ontology annotation, biological process: Golgi vesicle transport. Lineage: Eukaryota; Fungi; Basidiomycota; Tremellomycetes; Filobasidiales; Filobasidiaceae. Gene Ontology annotation, cellular component: membrane.